This is a messenger RNA of Pygocentrus nattereri (red-bellied piranha), 2665 nucleotides long. RefSeq names its product CCR4-NOT transcription complex, subunit 10 (gene cnot10). NCBI's taxonomy places the organism in Eukaryota, Metazoa, Chordata, Actinopteri, Characiformes, Serrasalmidae. The record is from RefSeq and is a predicted model, not a curated record. Bases 172 to 2415 code for a protein of 747 amino acids. Gene Ontology annotation, cellular component: CCR4-NOT complex. The transcript is spliced from 19 exons. Gene Ontology annotation, molecular function: protein binding. Gene Ontology annotation, biological process: negative regulation of translation; mRNA catabolic process.
UACAGACUCUGCUCUGUUUGUCACAGUGACAACCUGAACGAAGCGAAAGGUAGUAACAGUGGUUACACAUUAAAGAGACAUCUACAUAUAAACGCAAACGUAGAGAAUCCCUGAAAAGUAUCCUAGCACUGGAUUAAAGACGCAUUCAAACCAUUGCACCAGUUUCAAGAAAUGGCUGAAAGCAACGCUGACCAAGCCAAUGAUAUGAAACAUGACAGCGCAGAUUCCCCUGGUGUCUCAGACCAAGAGAAGGAGAUGGCAACGAAUGCUUUUGAAGCAUUUACGGCUGGCAACUAUGAUGAGUCCCUGAAACAACUGGAAAGUCUUCAAGAAUUGAACAAGGAAGACUAUAAAAUUGCCAUGAACAAAGCUGUUGCUGAGUUUUACAAAACUGGGCAGGCAACAACAGGCACUUUGAAGCAGAUAUUAAUGACAAUAAAAAAUCAGGUCCAUUCUGCGGUGGAGGACAUUGAUGGUUUAGAUGAUGUAGAAAACAGCAUCCUCUAUUACAACCAAGCCAUCAUUCACUACCAUAUGCGGCAGUACUCAGAAGCCAUAUCUAUUGGAGAGAAGCUCUACCAGUUCCUGGAGCCUUUUGAAGAGAAGUUUGCUCAGGCGGUGUGCUUCCUGCUGGUGGACCUUUACUUGCUCACCUUCCAGCCAGAGAAAGCACUGCAUCUCCUUACCAUGCUGGAGAAACUCUCAGUACAAGGCAGCAGCAAGAAUGGAAAAGGAGACGGUAACAACAGCACAGCCAAAGAAUCUGCUGCUCAAAAAGCUGAGUUUGCUGCCAUGAUCGAGGCAGCCAAGUCUCGGAUACACCAUUAUAAAGUGCGGGCCUACAUUCAGAUGAAGUCCCUGAAGGCCUGUAAAAGGGAGAUCAAGUCUGUUAUGAACACAGCUGGAAAUUCUGCGCCUUCCCUCUUCCUGAAGAGUAAUUUUGAGUAUCUGAGAGGAAACUACCGUAAAGCAGUGAAACUGCUUAACAGCUCCAAUAUUGCUGAGCAUCCUGGACCUCUUAAAACAGGUGAAUGUGUGCGCUGCAUGUUCUGGAAUAAUUUGGGUUGUAUCCACUUUGCCAUGGGGAAACACAACCUGGGAAUCUUUUACUUUAAGAAAGCCCUUCAGGAAAAUGACCACACAUGUGCACAGCUAGGAGAUGGCAAGAAUGGCCAGGCUAAGAAGUUCACUGGUAUACCUAUGUGUGCUCUCCUGGCGAAUAAGCGAUAUGAGCUGCUCUAUAAUUGUGGCAUUCAGCUGCUGCACAUUGGUCGACCGCUGGCAGCCUUUGAGUGUCUGAUGGAGGCAGUGCAGGUGUACCACUCAAACCCGCGUCUCUGGCUACGUCUCGCUGAGUGCUGCAUCGCUGCCAACAAAGGGAGUUCUGAGCAGGAAACCAAAGGCCUGCCUAGUAAAAAGGGGAUAGUUCAGUCCAUUGUAGGCCAAGGAUAUCAUCGCAAGAUUGUCUUAGCAUCACAGUCUACACAGAACACAACCUACAGUGAGGGUCAGUCGGCAGCGAUCCCUGUAGCCAGUAUGGAGUUUGCGGCGAUCUGUUUGAGGAACGCCCUGCUCCUUCUGCCAGAGCACCAGCAACAUGAGAGCAAACCAGACAACGGCUCAAAGAGCUCCAGCCAAUCAGGCAGCACAGAGAGCGGCAGUGAGAACAGUGAUGCCUGCAGCGGAAAGGGCCAGGAGGGAGACAAGUUCAUUCCUGCUGCCCCUUCAUCACCUCUCAGAAAACAGGAAGUUGAGAACCUCAGGUGCUGUAUUUUAGCCUGUAGUGCAUAUGUGGCUCUGGCCCUUGGGGACAACCUAAUGGCACUUAACCAUGCAGAUAAGCUCCUACAUCAACCCAAGCUGUCAGGGUCCCUCAAGUUCCUGGGUCAUCUGUAUGCUGCUGAAGCUCUAAUCUCUCUGGACCGAAUUUCUGAUGCUAUCGCUCACCUCAACCCAGAGAAUGUUACUGAUGUAUCACUAGGAGUUUCACCCAGUGAGCAAGACCAAGGUUCAGAUAAAGGGGAUCUAGAGCCAGUUGAGACCUCAGGGAAGCAAACUCCUCUGUGUUACCCCAGUACUGUCAGCUCUGCAAGGGCCAUGAUGCUUUUCAAUUUGGGCAGUGCUUACUGUCUGCGGAGUGAAUAUGAGAAAGCACGCAAGUGCCUUCAUCAGGCAGCUUCCAUGGUCAAUCCAAAGGAGAUUCCCCCAGAGGCUAUUCUGUUGGGUGUCUACCUAGAGCUGCAAAAUGGUAACACACAGCUGGCUCUCCAGAUCAUCAAACGGAACCAGUUACUUCCAUCAGUCAAGCCCUCGUCCUCUCCAGACCUGCGCAAGAAGCCUCCGCCUUUCCAGCCAGGCCAGCCCGUUCAGCCCAUAAAGAUGCCCUCUUCCUUCACACAAGUGCAGCGCAAAUGAUGUACACACUCCCUCCCGAGUGUCAUACACCUUUUUAACACUCUUACUAUUUAUGAGCCUGGAGCAGUUUGGUGAAACAGGCCAGAUAAAGGGAUUGAUAGGGAGGGCUGAUGGAAGGAAAAUGGAGGUUGGGAAGAAUUCAUCUCUAACCACUGGAGAGGAGUUGGUUUUUGAGAACUUGUCAUCUAUUAAAACUAUAUUGACAUCUUCUGGAGGCUAUGAAAUCCUAAAUAAAUUUUAUUUACACUAA